Molecule: messenger RNA, 4272 nt
Organism: Hypanus sabinus (Atlantic stingray)
Lineage: Eukaryota; Metazoa; Chordata; Chondrichthyes; Myliobatiformes; Dasyatidae
Exons: 2
Coding region: 1997-3178 (393 amino acids)
Source: RefSeq, a predicted model, not a curated record
UUUUGUGUAUAUUUUUCAAUAAAUACUGUUAAAAAUGGUACCAUCAGACUUCAACGGACCUCUCUAUCUUUGCUGGUAAGUAACCCAGUUAUGGGGUACGUAACAACUUGGGGUUCUCGUCUUGAGAUUUGACAUCAAAUUGGGAGGCCAGUGAAUCGGGAAAAGGAGUCCAAACUUGCAUCUGGUACACGGGUAGCCAGACGGGAAACCAGCAAAGAUGGAUGUGGAUGAAUUUAUAGAAAACCCGACUCUGGAACCGCUAGAGGCGGCCACCAAAUUGGACUUGAUAAAUAUGGCGAAGGGGCUAAAUCUCGCAGAGGUGAGGUUGUCAAUGAAAAAGCCAGAGGUGCGAAUGGCCAUAACUCAGUAUUGUAUUGUGAAGAAUGUGUUUACAGUUGAGGUAUUGGAAAAUAUCCCUGAAAAGGUACCAGCUAGUGGGACGGCUCAAUUAUAGUUUGAGAAAUUAAGGUUGGAAUAUGAAAUUAAAUUAAAGCAGCUGGAAGCAGCUGAGAAGGAGAAAGGCAGAGCUGAGAAGGAGAAAGAAAGAGCCGACAAACAAAGGGAGCAUGCGCUCCAGCUAAAGGAGUUAGAGGUGAAAAAAGAGCAGGACAGAGCUGAGAAGCAAAGAGAGCAUGAAAUUCAGUUAAAACAGCUGGAGGCAGCUAAAAAGGAAAAGGAGAGAGCCGAGAAGGAGAGAGAGAAUGAGGAGGCAGAGAAAGAGGCAAAAUGACUUGGAUAUGGAAAAGUUAAGGCAAGAGCGAAGAGCUCAAGGGUCAGACCGAGAGGAGCGUUUUAAUGUUAGUCGGGAGUUGAGGUUAGUACCUUCAUUCGAGGAAAGGGAUGUUGAAAGUUAUUUCUUGCUUUUUGAAAAGGUGGCAGUGUAUCAGAAUUGGCCCAAAGAGCAGUGGGUGGCGUUGUUACAAAGUGUGUUAAAAGGGAAAGCACAACGGGCAUAUGUGGCGUUGUCUAUGGAGGAGGACGAGGCGGAGAAUUAUGACUAAGUAAAAGCGGCCAUUCUCCGUACUUACGAAUUGGUACCUGAAGCGUAUAGACAAAAGUUCAGAAAUCUAAAGGAAGGGUGGAAUCAGAUGUAUACCGAGUUUACCUAUGAGAAGGGUGUGCUCUUGGAUUGUUGGUGUACAGCAGAAAUAGUGGAAGAGGAUUUUUGGCGUCUCGGGGAGGUAAUUCUGAUUGAAGAAUUUAAAAGUGGUUUUUCGGAGGAUAUCCGGAUGUAUUUGAAUGAGAAGCCUAUUACGUCCAUCUCCAAAUUUGCUAGGUUCGCAGAUGAAUAUGCCCUAACCCACAAGACAAAGCUUACCUCGAAUAAAAGUUCCCAGAGAGAUCGUGGGAACGAUAGAGAAAGCCCGCUGGCUGAGGCAGAGGUCCCGCCGGCAGUUACUGGUAAGAUUGGGGAGGAGAGGCAAGACAGCCAGAGAUUUCCAGGCUUGACCUAUUUUAAUUAUGGAAAGGGGGGACAUAUUGCAUCUAGCUGCUUUGCUCCGAGGAAGGAGAUAGGAAAGGGGAAAGCAGCAGUCCCUAUUGGAUGUGCCGUGAUAAUCAGUAAAUCGACAAGAGAGCCCUGGGUAGACAGAGUACGAGAAGGGUCUGAGACUUGUAUGUCAAAUGGAACCGGGUCUGUGAGAGAGGGACACCCACCAGUUCCCGUGCGAAUCUGGAGAGAGACGGGGGCUGAACUGUCAUUGAUUAGCCAUAAGGUACUGGAUUUUGGUUGCAAGAUGGGAAUGGUAGCUGUGAAAGGAAUAGGAAAAGGGAAGGAAGUGGUGCCCUUGCAUAGGUUCAUUAUGAAUUGUGAGCUAGUCUCUGGACCAGUUGAAAUGGGUGUGCGAUCAGAAUUCCCGAGAACUGACGCGGACGCCCUUCUGGGUAAUGAUUUCGCCGAUGGUAGGGUUUGGUCAGCAAUGAAGCUGACGAGACAGCCGGUGGAGGCCCCGCCCCAGAUUCCAAGAUCUAUCCCGCAUACGCGAUCACUCGCAGCAUGUCGAGAAAGGCAGCUGAGAACGAGAGCACUUUAAAUCCAGCCAGUAUCGAGUUGGCCGAGACGUUAUUCCCAACCCUGUACCACGAGGGUUUAGAGGGUGGUAAAACUAAGAGUAGUAAAGUGAAAGAGAGUAAGAGAGAGGAGGUAGACCUGCCCUUAGCGAGGAGAAAAGUUCUAGAGGCACGAAAUAAAGAUGAGAAACAGACAGAGCUGUUAAAAUGUCUAGGGUUGGACAUGGAUGAUCUGUCUGGUUUGGCAGAACUGUUUGAAGAAGUGGAAAAUUCUAACGGUGUUCCGGAUGAUGAAAUGAGGGCAGUCCUAGAUGAAAAGGGUACCCUUACCUUGAAGGAGUCUGCUGAGUUGGCAGAUGAGGUUGUUUCAACCCAUGGGGUUGAGUUUAUUCCGGAAGGGAAUUGCCCAGAGAGUAGCUGGGAGGAACAGGGGAAUUUAGAAUUUGGACCGGGUACGCAUAUUGAAAGCCUGGAAGAGGCAAAUGUCUCGUUUCUGUGUGUCCAAGAUGUGGAUGCACGUGGUACUGAACCUAGUAAUGGAGAUCAGAUAAAGUCUGAGGUAUUUGAUUCAGUUGAAAAGGAAUGCAGUUCUUGUGGGUCAGAUGGGCUUAGUUCAGUGAAUAAAGGGUUAACCUUGAUAAUAGUGGGAAGUGAGAGUUCCCAGGUGUUUGUGCUCGAAGGUGUGUUUCAAGUUAAUGAGGAGAUCAAAGCUGGUGAGUUGAAUAUUAUUAUUGAAGGUAAAGGGAAAUGUGUAGUUCCCAUAUUGAAUGAAGAGAAUUUAAAGGCUGUACUGAUAACAGAAGCAGCAACCAAGCUACAGAGACAAUGGCUUGGUACCACAAAGCCUGUGAAUCAAUUACAGGUUGAGUUGGAAGGUAAAGGAGCCCCACACGCUAUUGUUAUUCCAGAGUGUGGUGUGAAAAGGCAGAAAUUGAAAUGUUGUUUGAACAAAGAGUUUAAACUGAAAACUAAUAGCCUGAAGGGUCCUGAAGAGGAAACUAGCAACUUGCGUAAAAUUAAGGCAUUGGGUGGAAAUUCGGAAGAUGGUCUAAGUUUGGAACACAUUGUUGAUAAAAUAACUCCUAUGAAAGGAGCGGGCGAAAGCCUAUUUCACCAGGGUGCCCAAGAUCACCACGAGGAAAUUAACCGGAGAAGAGGCGAGGGUUAAUGGGGACACCAUUUUUAAAUAGCAGAAGCCGGUUUUAAGGGAUUUCGCCAAAGUAUGUGAAUAAUAAAGACAACCCCCAUGGAAGCUUGACUGUUAAUUUUGAUAGUAACAUAAAGAUUAGUAUUUUGCAUGAACUUUUGUAGUACACACAUAAGCUAAGAUCACAACUCUUUAGUUUUGUUUGCUGAAGGAAAUAAAUAAAAAUAGGUGGUGUAACGUUCUCCUUCGGGUGUAACGGAACGCCGAAUUCAACGUCGAGAUAAACCACAGUCAAUGAAACCAGUUUGCAGUAAGAUUAACCAUUUACUGUUCACUCUUCAUAUUAACAUAUGGUGAAAAAGCGUUGCUCUCACUGUGAUUUCUAAUGCCUGCAAAACAACUUCUGCUCAGGUGUGCCUCGUGGUGAGCCCCCACCCUCGCGUUAAUUUCAAACCGGUACUUUCCCACAAGAAGCGGCGAAACCGGAUGUGACGUCAGCGCAUGCCGAUAUAUUUUACAUGCAAUGAAUAUACUUUAAACACUUCUAAUUCUAACUAGAAAACACUAUCGAAUGAAUUACUAAGCGAAAAUACUAUAAACUAAAUAACUGUCGUAAAGACAGCAUACUCCCCGCUUGACCUUCGUAAGGUCAUAAUGAACAGAGUACAAAACUUAGUCUCUUAAUCAGUCAUUGGGUAGAAGUAGAAUAACUUCUGUAACUGGCCUUUGGUAAAUUUUCACAUCGCCUUGGUCGGUAGUCUUCAAUUCGAUCUUCCUGACAUGUCCAUCCCCGCGAGGGAAUCUGGCAGUGAUUCUGGCCAUUGGCCAGCGGUUGCGGGCGAUUUGCUUGUCCCUGAGCAGGACUAAGUCUCCAACUUGAAGAUUCCUGCGGGGUUCUGUCCACUUUUGUCUCUGUUGCAACAAAGGUAGAUAUUCCUGUCUCCAGCGAGACCAGAACUGAUUUGCCAGAGCCUGGACUUGUCUCCAUUGCUUUGUGUACAAAUCCUUGUCUGAGAAGUCUCCUGGUGGAGGAGGUGCUCCUGCCUUCUGUGUAAGGAGCAUUGAUGGCGAAAGUAUGAAGAGGUUUUCUGGGUCAGAGGACACAGGCUGGAGUG